Molecule: messenger RNA, 2552 nt
Organism: Acipenser ruthenus (sterlet)
Lineage: Eukaryota; Metazoa; Chordata; Actinopteri; Acipenseriformes; Acipenseridae
Product: membrane frizzled-related protein-like
Exons: 13
Coding region: 331-2217 (628 amino acids)
Molecular function (GO): protein binding
Source: RefSeq, a predicted model, not a curated record
CGGGGAGCUCUGAAAAAACUCUCUGUUACCCAGAAACAUUGCUUCAGACACCAAGAACUGGCUUUUAACUAUUAAAAGCACCUGCUAAAUAUUAAUAAAGUAUAGUGGGACUCGGUAGAAAAGGGGGUUCGAAGAAGCAGGAGCUGUUUGAAACUUUGGGGCAGAAUUUUUCUCGGACUUUAAAAUCAGAGGAUCUUUUCCAACGGUUUUUUUUUUUUUUUUUUUUUUUUUAAAGAAAUAAUAUACAUCUCGGGGAUUGCAAGGAUCACCGGAGCUCUUUUUUGUGACCAGCCUCGAGGGUGCUGGAGCAGGGUGGGGUCUCUCUCUGGGAUGCCCAGGUUUGCAGCCCCUUGCCUGGGUCACCCGUGCUUCACGAUGACAGACUUCUUUGAGAUUACUGUUGACCGAAGCCGUCUGGACAGCUCUAAGACAGAAUUCUGUAACCCUGCUUUCGAACCAGAGAGAGAAAACGAAGGGACCAAGGAGACAGCCGAAGAGCAGAAAUUCGAGACGAUCGGACUGCCGCAGAGAGAAGCCGAUCUCGCUAUUCGGAGCCUGUCCCCUAGACAGUGCUGGGGUCUGUCGCGGGGGCUGGUCCUCACUGCGUCUGUGCUGACCCUUACUCUGGCUGUGGGGCUCGCCCUCAUCGUCUUCUUCAUCCAGUUGAAGUACAAACAGCCCCUGGUUGGCGACACCCAGACCCCCCUGCAGAAGGAGGACAGCGGAUCGCCUUUUGGAACCCCAGGGGGGGCUGUAAUCGACAGGUGGGGUACGACAGCCCCAGCCAGCAGCACUGACCUGGAGGAACCACCAGGGGGCUCCACCUCAUCGCCUGUAUGUGGGGGGGUCCUGCAAGACGAGGAAGGCUCCUUCAGCUCCCCGAAUCACCCUGCUAACUACCCCCCUGACGCCCUGUGCGUGUGGCUGAUCCAAGUACGCCCCGAAGCUGUCCUCCAGCUGCAGGUCACCUCGUUCUCCGUGGAGGGGCAGGCGCCCUGCACCUUCGACUGGCUGGAGCUGCGUGAGGAGGGAGGAGAGAACAGCAAGGACAGCUUCGACUGGCUGGAGCUGCGUGAGGAGGGAGGAGAGAACAGCAAGGACAGCUUCCUCGGCAGAUUUUGUGGCAAUGUGGCGCCCCCUACCUUCAACACCAACACCAGCCGGAUGUGGGUGACCUUCAAAUCGGACAGCAGUGUGGCAAGCAGCGGCUUCACCGCGCAUUACCACGCCAUCGCGCCCAACCACAAGAGCUGUGGCCGGGAGGAGCAUUUCUGUGAUGGUGGGCGCUGCUUGCUUACUGGUCUUCUCUGUGAUGGCUUCCCUGACUGCCUAGACAGGAGCGACGAAUCAAACUGCAGCCACAAGCACAAAGAGUGCGGGGGUUCCCUGACAGAAGAUGAGGGGACUCUGCUCAGCCCCAACCACCCCAAACCCUACCCUCACCAGCAGCUGUGUCUUUGGCAGAUCUCUGUGUCUCAAGGUCAUGUGAUCCAGCUGACCUUCCACAACUUCAGCUUGGAGACGCAGGAUAUUUGUGACUACGACUUUGUGGAGGUCCACGACAGCGCCGGGACUAGCAAUCCCAGUGUGAUGGGCAGGUACUGUGGAACCCAGAUCCCUCCCGCCCUCAUCUCCUCCCGUCACGUGAUGACCGUGCUGUUUGUCGCAGACGAAGGCGUGUCAGAUAGUGGGUUCUACGCCACGUAUAAAGCCAUCAACGCCACUGAAAGGACAUGCAGCCCAGCCGAGUUCCUGUGUCUGAACGGGGAGUGCCAGGAGCCAGAGUGGGUGUGUGACGGGUGGAAUGACUGCUCGGACGGCAGCGACGAGAUCGGCUGUGAGAACGCCACCUUCCCCCCCUUCAGGUCCUCCUGUGAGCCGAUCGCGGUGGAGAUGUGCCUGGGACUGAGCUACAACCAGACCUCCUUCCCCAACAUCUGGCUGAGCAUUCCUACCCAGAGCGGAGCCGCCUCGAUCCUGCAGCACUACCAGGUGCUGAUGGAGCUGCCAUGCUACCGCUACCUGCACUUGCUCACCUGCAGCAUCUUCGUGCCCAAGUGCACGGGCGACGGGGGGGUGCUGCAGCCCUGCCGCUCGGUGUGCCAGUCUGCGGAGCAGCAGUGCAAGCCCUCCCUGGAAGUGCUGCACGUGGCCUGGCCCUUCAACUGCAACCUGCUCCCUGACUCCCAGGACCCCAUCGAGUGCGUCAGACCCUAGAGGCUGCAGUGACAUCAGCAGCAGCACUGUGGUGUGUGCAGGAAUCGAUGGGACCGUGUGUAAGCCAACAUGUUACACUGUACAUACGCUUGAGUCUCAAAACUAUUUACUCAAAAUCAUCAUUGGCACAAUUUAUAUCUGAAAGGAAAGAAGACAAACACCUUUUACGAUUCUAAAAUGAAUAAGAAACACUUACAAGUUCAUAAGUUCAGAUUCUUAGUUGUUCGGUAACUUUAUUGGGUGUGUUUCUCCUUUUCUGAUGAAAAAAGUGCUCAUGACGAAUGUCAUUUUAUAAACAUGCCAUUAAUAACUAACUCAAUAAAAUGAAAUACAAU